AUGAGACCGCUUACAGAAGAAGAAACAAAAGUAGUAUUUGAAAAACUAGCCAACUAUAUAGGACGAAAUAUCUCGUUCCUCAUAGAUAACGCCGAGAACCCCCAUGUAUUUCGAUUACAAAAAGAUCGAGUUUAUUACGUUUCUGAGACGGUCGCUAAAUACGCUACAAGUAUAGCGCGCCAACAAUUAAUGUCCUUGGGUGUGUGUUUUGGGAAGUUUACAAAGACUGGAAAAUUCAAGUUGCACAUCACUUCCUUGGGGUACUUAUCGCAGUUUGCCAAAUACAAAAUAUGGAUUAAGCAGAAUGGAGAAAUGCCGUUUCUUUAUGGUAACCAUGUAUUGAAAGCUCAUGUGGGUAGGAUGAGUGACGAUAUACCGGAACAUGCCGGUGUGAUUAUAUAUAGUAUGAACGAUGUGCCCUUGGGAUUUGGCGCUAGUGCCAAGUCUACUAAUGAAGCAAGGAAUUUGGCACCUACAGGGAUAGUUGCUUUCAGACAAGCAGAUAUUGGUGAGUAUUUGAGAGAGGAGGAUACUUUGUUCACAUAA
This is a messenger RNA of Lodderomyces oxycetoniae, 546 nucleotides long. RefSeq names its product ribosome biosynthesis protein (gene NIP7). Lineage: Eukaryota; Fungi; Ascomycota; Pichiomycetes; Serinales; Debaryomycetaceae. Gene Ontology annotation, biological process: ribosome assembly; ribosomal large subunit biogenesis. Gene Ontology annotation, molecular function: RNA binding. The transcript has a single exon. Bases 1 to 546 code for a protein of 181 amino acids. The record is from RefSeq and is a predicted model, not a curated record. Gene Ontology annotation, cellular component: nucleolus; nucleus; preribosome, large subunit precursor.